GCGUCUUUGGUGGAUGAGUUCAAACGCAGAAUGCAGACACCGAAUUUCAACCAAGUGCUAGUACCAGAGUUGCCAUUUCCGUAUGGGCUUGGAAAUGGGCUGACAGUCGGUCGGUUUGGAGAGCGGUCCAGCGACAACCAUAACAACUCCUCGAAAGAAAUUAUCAACAACGAAAUGCACAGGAAAUUUUGGCACCCAAGUCUCACUCUACCCCCACCCCGCACGGGCUACGAUUUAUUUCGACCAGUUCCUUAUUACUGUUAUCCGCCAGCGUAUUUUUUCGCAAGACGAGAUUUGCCGGGAGUACCGGAGUUUUUAAAGGCAGACGGCUUAACUUCGGGCUUGCGACCUACGAUAGAAACCAAGAACGGGAGUACUUCGUCGGCCGUCAGCGGCGCUCCCCACCACUCGGCGACAGGGUUCCAAUACCAACACCAGGCGUUAUACGAAAAACUGUCAUCAUAUCCCCUUGCGUUGAACUUGAACGGAUAUAGAAAUGAAUCCAAUAAACUGUUAGACGGUUUGAAUCUUGAUAAAGAAAAGGCCUUAACAAGCCGAAAUCACACCGGGUCGAGCAUGCGAACGAAGCGAUGCGCUGCUAAUAAACAGAAAACUUUCACAUGUACUGAGUGUGGAAAGGUAUUCAACGCACAUUACAAUUUAACCAGACACAUGCCAGUUCAUACCGGAGCAAGACCUUUCGUGUGUAAAAUUUGUGGUAAAGGUUUCCGCCAAGCCAGCACUCUCUGUCGUCACAAGAUCAUCCAUACUUCGGAGAAACCACACAAAUGCAAGACUUGUGGUAAAGCGUUCAACCGCAGCUCGACACUAAAUACACACCUGCGCAUACAUGCGGGCUACAAACCCUUCGUGUGUGAAUACUGCGGUAAAGGGUUCCACCAAAAAGGCAACUACAAAAAUCAUAAACUGACACAUAGCGGAGAUAAGGCGUACAAAUGUAAUAUUUGUAACAAAGCUUUUCACCAGGUAUAUAAUUUAACGUUUCAUAUGCACACCCACAACGACAAAAAACCGUUUACUUGUAGUAUUUGUGGGAAGGGUUUUUGUAGAAACUUUGAUUUGAAAAAACACGUCAGAAAAUUACACGAAGGUAACGACAUGAUGCGAUGCUCGACCGCUAGUCCAUUUGAUAACAGUACGAUAAGCAACGACUGUUGCGGCGACGACCAGAGAGAACACAUUGUACUUAUUGACGAACAGAAGACGAAUGUCGCAAUAGAUUUAGCUGCACAAUAAUUACGUGUUAUAACAAUUUGAUAAAUAUAUAUUUAAGAAAGAACACUCUUUGGCAAAUACAAACUUGUGUUGUACAGUAUAAUAUUUAAACCCGCGGUAAGCACCCGAGUUGGGUUAACGCGAUUAGAGCUAACAGUUCUUUUAGCGCCACGGGGUUUAACCAGUAGUCGCAAGACAAUUAAAUUCAAAAUUAGGCGAUUACUGAUCAGAUCUGUAUAUAUUGCUACCAAACUUAUUUUAUAGUAGAAUUUCUGAAAUGUAACAAGAACUAUUGCAAUGACGUUCAUGAAUUACAAUUAUCUAAACCGGGGAGAAAUUACUUAUAUGUUCGAGGAAAUCAUUGAAGAUCGAUUAUUUGUAAUUUUUAGAUAUAAUACAAGAUAUUCCGCAUUUAUGUGAUGUGAAAUAACCUUAUAUUGUGGAUUUGUUAUGGUCUCUGUAUAACAGACAUAUCGAGUAAACGAAUAAUUGUUUUUACCCAA
Saccoglossus kowalevskii is the source of this 1739-nucleotide messenger RNA. It is a transcript of the gene fezf, whose product is annotated as FEZ family zinc finger protein. Gene Ontology annotation, biological process: regulation of gene expression. Lineage: Eukaryota; Metazoa; Hemichordata; Enteropneusta; Harrimaniidae. Gene Ontology annotation, cellular component: nucleus. The record is from RefSeq and is marked provisional.